AAAAAAAAGUCUACAGGAGUAAGUACAUCUCUGUGAGGAACCUGGCUGCUCAGUUCAAGCGACGUGAAGGAGCAGCCUUCGUUCCUGCCCCGGUACCUCAACCGCCACUCCCGUCCCAGGCGGCCUAGUUGAAUCUAGGGCCACUUUCAGUCAAAUCCUAGCUUCCCGGCUGCCCUUCCGUGUCCCGGGGCUCUGCGGGGCGGCUCGGCUUAAGCCCCGAGGUCGGGUUCCCCGUCUCUCAGCGGUCACGUCGCAGAGAUACCAAGGGAGGAACACGUACUUCGGUUCCCCAACCGCCAGCCCCCGCAAAAAGAGGCGGGAAGGCCCGGCCAGCAGCCGGGGCGCUCCGCCGCGCACAUGGCCCGCCGCGGCUCCCACCCCCGUGCCGCGCAGGCGCCGGGCGAGCCGGGACUUGCGGUCGCCGAGAGCGGAUCAUUCCGCCGCUUUCUUUGUGUGGCUCAAGCUCUACAAAUGGCAUAUUUCCCUUCCCUCCGUUAAAAACAAAGCGCAGACCCCGUCGCCCCCUCCCUCCCGCCGGAAUGGGGUCGCGGGGAGGGUGGGAGAGCAAUCUGCGGCCGAAGGCAGGGGCGGAAAGGCUGAGGCGCGGGCUUGACAGGGGCCGGGUCCGGGAGGGAUGCUGGGAGCUUUGACUCACUCGCACACCAUGUGUCCCUCCGCGCGCAGCACGGGGGACUUUUCGGUGGGGAUUUUGGGCGCCGACCAGACGCGGCAUUUUCGGAAAAUAGCGCCCUGUGCAGCUGAAGCGCUUUGUGUGUAGCGGGGCCGCGUCAGCCCGGCCGGGUACGAGGCGCCUCGGGUCCCCGCACCACCUCCUGCUGCUCCCCCGUCGCCGCUCCCGAAGCUUUUCCAGAUGUCCCUGGUAGAUUUGGGAAAGAAGCUUUUAGAAGCAGCACGAGCAGGUCAAGAUGAUGAAGUUCGUAUUUUGAUGGCAAAUGGAGCUCCUUUUACUACAGACUGGCUGGGAACCUCUCCACUUCAUCUGGCAGCACAGUAUGGGCAUUAUUCCACCACAGAAGUUCUACUCCGAGCUGGUGUAAGUAGGGAUGCAAGAACCAAAGUGGACCGAACGCCAUUACAUAUGGCAGCUUCAGAGGGCCAUGCCAGCAUAGUAGAGGUUUUGCUUAAGCAUGGUGCUGAUGUUAAUGCUAAGGAUAUGCUGAAGAUGACAGCUCUACAUUGGGCCACAGAACAUAAUCAUCAAGAAGUGGUGGAACUUUUAAUCAAAUAUGGUGCUGAUGUACACACACAAAGUAAAUUUUGUAAAACUGCAUUUGAUAUUUCAAUAGACAAUGGGAAUGAAGAUUUGGCAGAGAUACUACAGAUUGCUAUGCAGAAUCAAAUCAACACAAACCCAGAGAGUCCGGACACUGUGACGAUACAUGCCGCCACACCACAGUUCAUCAUUGGACCUGGAGGGGUGGUGAACCUAACAGGUCUGGUAUCUUCAGAAAAUUCAUCCAAGGCAACAGAUGAAACAGGUGUAUCUGCUGUUCAAUUUGGAAACUCCUCUACAUCAGUAUUAGCUACAUUAGCUGCCUUAGCUGAAGCAUCUGCUCCGCUGUCCAAUUCUUCAGAAACUCCAGUAGUGGCUACGGAGGAGGUAGUUACUGCAGAGUCUGUCGAUGGUGCCAUUCAACAAGUAGUUAGUUCAGGUGGUCAGCAAGUCAUCACAAUAGUCACAGAUGGAAUUCAGCUUGGAAAUUUGCACUCCAUUCCAACCAGUGGAAUAGGUCAGCCCAUCAUUGUGACCAUGCCAGAUGGACAACAAGUAUUAACAGUACCAGCAACGGACAUUGCUGAAGAAACUGUUAUAAGUGAAGAACCACCAGCUAAGAGACAAUGUAUCGAAAUAAUUGAAAACCGGGUGGAAUCUGCAGAAAUAGAAGAGAGAGAAGCUCUUCAGAAACAGCUGGAUGAAGCAAAUCGAGAAGCACAAAAAUACCGACAGCAGCUUCUAAAGAAAGAGCAGGAAGCAGAGGCCUACAGACAAAAAUUAGAAGCUAUGACUCGUCUUCAGACUAAUAAAGAAGCUGUGUAGUUGAAAUGAACACAUAAUUUGAAUUUACUUUUGGUUAAGAAAGAACACAGUCUUGAACUGUACACAGCAAGGUGCAGUCGCCGGAAGCCAGGAUAACAGAAGAGACUACAGAUCGAUGAUCGGACUUAAGCCAUGAGCUCUGAAUUCUUGUAACAUAAAACUUUACUUUAGAAGUUGUGAAAUGUAUUUAAAACUGAAUUCUGUAAAUAGUUUUUGUUUUUUUUACAGUUCCAAAUGAGUUAUAAAGAUUGUUGAAGAGAUCCAAAAACACAAUAAGCCACUGUUUUUGUGAAUUCUUUUUGAUUUUAGUAUGAACCUUAAUUUCUCAGACACAGAACAGUUUUAAGGGUGAUCGUUGUUGAUUAGACCAAACGUUAUGUAAUAAUUAUGUGGUGGACUGAUGCUGGAAUUACUCCUGUAGGUAUAAACUUCUAUAUGAAGAGAAGAUUUCUCCCAGGAAAUCUUUGUACAGCUUUAAGUUGUCUCAGAUUCUCUGAAAACAUUUUUUAGAAAGCAAAUUUUUAUAUUUGUUCAAUUUCAGCUAUACCCAAGUAGAUUUACAUGUAUAUGAAGCAAAUAUUUUUUAAAAUUUCUGUUUGUACAUAUUCUGCAUGUUUUAUAAUUUCAAAAUGCAUCACUUGCAUAGGUAUUUUUCCCACAAAGAUGAUGAAAGUUAACUAGGGGGAAAAAUCCUUUUAUUCGGUAGGUCAUUGAAAGUUAAGUAAGCUAGCAGCUGGUUUUAUUGGAAUGACAAUGUUCUUAGAAGGAGCAGCUUACAAGAUAACUUGAAUUUGCAAACUGCAAAAUCUAUUCUUUUUUGAAAAUUUCAUAGUGGGGAUGUGAAACUGUAUUCUGUGCCUUCCAUCAUGAUUUCCACAUGAAAGCACUUUAAGGCACUGAAUUUUAAGAUAAUGUUUUUGGAAUACUCAGAGUAUAUGGGUUUCUGAAAUAUUUCAUGGACUCAUUUCCCCCAGGAAAUUAUUCUUAUGGAAAAAAAUGCUUUUGUAUGUAGAACAAGAACUUUUUGUACUACGGUGAUGCUAUAGAUAUGUCUAACAUAACUUUUACUUUUCCCUGUGAAAGCUGUAUGUCUGUGCUGUGACUUGCUCUCAUCACAAUAUUGUUGAAUUCCACAUUAAUGUAUGGACAUUAAACUCUGACAUACUGUUCAUUCUUUUUUUGUAAAACAGAACUUCAAACUCUUUUUUUCUUGCUUUGUUUUUUAAUGUCUUUUUGCUUUAUGAAAAUGUUUAACCCUAAGACCCUUCUAGAUUACCCAUCUGUAUAAAGAAGCAAUUACCCUUAAAACUGUACUCUGGCCUACUUUUCUAUUUUACAAUUAAAUAUCUUUUCCACAUA
Messenger RNA from Nyctereutes procyonoides (raccoon dog), 3418 nucleotides. RefSeq names its product GA binding protein transcription factor subunit beta 1 (gene GABPB1). The record is from RefSeq and is a predicted model, not a curated record. The coding region runs from base 872 to 2059 and encodes 395 amino acids. The transcript is spliced from 9 exons. Gene Ontology annotation, molecular function: transcription cis-regulatory region binding; protein binding. Lineage: Eukaryota; Metazoa; Chordata; Mammalia; Carnivora; Canidae. Gene Ontology annotation, biological process: positive regulation of transcription by RNA polymerase II. Gene Ontology annotation, cellular component: nucleus.